Messenger RNA from Larimichthys crocea (large yellow croaker), 2068 nucleotides. It is a transcript of the gene zdhhc15b, whose product is annotated as zDHHC palmitoyltransferase 15b. Gene Ontology annotation, molecular function: palmitoyltransferase activity. The record is from RefSeq and is a predicted model, not a curated record. The coding region runs from base 80 to 1090 and encodes 336 amino acids. NCBI's taxonomy places the organism in Eukaryota, Metazoa, Chordata, Actinopteri, Sciaenidae. The transcript has 11 exons.
AUCGCUCGCCGAUGUCACCGAUGGAUAAAUCCCAGGCUCGAUAGCGGAGCGCAGAUAAGAAACAGGGGUUAGAUGUAACAUGGCUCUCUCCAGAGGUUUGAGAUGCUGUCAGAGGGUUUUCUCCUGGAUCCCUGUGCUUAUUAUAACAUCCGUGGUGCUGUGGUCAUACUACGCCUACGUCUUUGAGCUAUGUCUCUUUACACUCACCAACACGCUGGAAAAAGUGGCCUAUCUACUUGCGUUUCAUAUCUGCUUUGUGAUGUUCUCCUGGACCUACUGGAAGUCCAUAUUCACCCCACCUGCAUCACCGUGCAAGAAGUUUCAGCUGUCGUACUCGGACAAGCAAAGAUACGAGAUGGAGGAGAGGCCGGACGCCCAGAAACAAAUCCUGGUUGAGAUUGCGAAGAAACUGCCCAUCUUUACUCGAGCACAAUCUGGAGCUAUCAGGUUCUGCGACCGCUGCCAGGUACUGAAGCCUGACCGCUGUCACCACUGCUCAGUUUGUGAAACAUGUGUCUUGAAGAUGGACCAUCACUGUCCCUGGGUGAACAACUGUGUGGGCUUCUCCAACUACAAGUUUUUCCUGCUUUUCCUCUCCUACUCCAUGCUCUACUGCGUCUUCAUCGCAGCAACGGUCUUUCAGUACUUCCUCAAAUUCUGGGUGGGGGAUUUGCCAAAUGGGCCCGCAAAGUUUCAUGUCCUUUUUCUCAUGUUUGUGGCGCUCAUGUUCUUCGUCAGUCUCAUGUUCCUCUUUGGCUACCACUGUUGGUUGGUGGCCAAAAACAGAUCCACUCUAGAGGCCUUCUCGGCUCCUGUUUUUGUCAGUGGACCAGACAGAAAUGGCUUCAAUGUCGGUAUACGCAGAAACUUGCUGCAGGUAUUUGGAGAGAAUCGGAGACUGUGGUUCAUCCCUGUCUUCACAAGUGAAGGGAAUGGCCACUACUUCCCCUUAAAGAACCGCAGUUCUGAAUCCCACAACCCCUUAUUAGCUAAUGAGGACAUGUGGGAGGAGUCGGAUGACGGGUCUGAGGAAGGAAGCUUGGUUGAGGACCACGACCCCUCUGUUACCAUAGAGAUGGAGGAAGAGUAAUUUAAGGACGUAAUACACUGGUACAGAGGAUAUAUAUUAAUAUCGCACGCACUGUGUACCAUGAGGCAAACGCAUUCCAAAUCAUGUGGAUGUUCAGACACUGACACAAAAAAUAUAAAAAAAUCUGAAGGGGGCCAAACGUGUGGAUCAAAACCUGCAUUCGGAUUCUCAUUGCCACUUUUACCUGGGUGUUUCACAUACAGAGGAACUCGAUGGACAACCAGUAGCGUCAUCUCUCCUCUCAUGGAUGACAGUAUCAGUUUGAUUUGGGAAAAAAAAAAAAUCUCUUGAAUAUUACCUCACAUGCAAUUUCCCUCUGGUUGUUGGCACUGGCCUCUGUGGGAUUAUAAAUUACUGUUAAUUGGAAAGCUUCCGUCUGAUAUGCCUCUGUUGCAGUGUUGGGCCGUGAGUUUACAGUGUUGCACCUUUUAGAGCUACAAGUCUCCUAGUGAUUCAGAUGUCUGGCCUCUACCAGUUUGGGUCAUGCAGCAUAUCAGCAUAAGAUUUUAGUUAAUAUUUUUCAACAAACACAAGUAUAUUACAAUACCUGACUUAACCUCCGCCUUAUUAAUAUAUUUAUUCUUAUUUUGGGAGUUUGUUUCUCCUAGGAAUGUAUCUAGCACCCUGCUCGUGAGUAGACUGUGCCAAUAUUUUGGGCACAUAUUUAUGAAAGAACCUCUCAUAUGCUUUUGUAUUUCAGCAUUUAUUUUCAGUUAAAAAUGCCAUUACCAAUGUCUGGUAACCGUAAUAAAAACAAAACUAGAAUAAAUUUGUAGCUUUGCUACACAGCUACAGCUCAUAUUUGAAAAUUUCAACCAGAGUAUUAUGGCAAACUUGUUUAUCAUUUUAAUAGUAGUAAUAUCCUGAAUAUAUUAUGAAUUAAAUUUUGGCUAGAAAAUGCAGUAAUCCAUUUGAGUUUUUUUUUUUUUCAAAGUCCAGGAUGGGCAAACGAGACAAACUGUGAUAGACGUUUUUUUU